This is a messenger RNA of Artibeus jamaicensis (Jamaican fruit-eating bat), 6899 nucleotides long. RefSeq names its product ATPase H+ transporting V1 subunit C1 (gene ATP6V1C1). The transcript has 13 exons. Gene Ontology annotation, molecular function: proton-transporting ATPase activity, rotational mechanism. Gene Ontology annotation, cellular component: vacuolar proton-transporting V-type ATPase, V1 domain; lysosomal membrane. Lineage: Eukaryota; Metazoa; Chordata; Mammalia; Chiroptera; Phyllostomidae. The record is from RefSeq and is a predicted model, not a curated record. Gene Ontology annotation, biological process: proton transmembrane transport. The coding region runs from base 205 to 1353 and encodes 382 amino acids.
GCUCUUGCUAGCACGUGACUUGCUCCUUGGGCGCUGAGGACGUGGAAGCCUUGAGGCCGGAGCUUAGGUUUGGGAGGGAUGGAGCGCUGAGCCGUUAACGUCUGCCGGGCUGCCCGCCUCCGUACCUGUUAUCUGCUGCCAGUUCCUCGUUUGACAUCUUCCUGGAGUCCCUCUUGAUUUUGGAAGAAAUACCGGGUAACAAACAUGACUGAGUUCUGGCUUAUAUCAGCUCCUGGGGAGAAAACCUGUCAACAGACAUGGGAGAAGCUGCACGCGGCGACUACCAAGAACAAUAACCUUGCUGUUAGUUCAAAGUUCAACAUUCCUGACUUAAAGGUCGGCACACUGGAUGUCUUGGUUGGUUUGUCGGACGAACUGGCUAAGCUGGAUGCAUUCGUGGAAGGGGUGGUUAAGAAAGUGGCUCAGUAUAUGGCUGACGUAUUAGAGGACAGUAAAGACAAGGUUCAGGAGAAUCUCUUGGCAAACGGAGUUGACUUGGUUACUUAUAUAACAAGGUUUCAGUGGGACAUGGCUAAAUAUCCAAUCAAGCAGUCCCUGAAAAAUAUUUCUGAAAUAAUUGCCAAGGGAGUAACUCAGAUUGACAAUGACCUGAAAUCUCGAGCAUCCGCAUAUAAUAACCUGAAAGGGAAUCUUCAGAAUUUGGAACGAAAGAACGCGGGAAGUUUGCUAACUAGAAGUCUAGCAGAAAUUGUGAAGAAGGAUGACUUUGUUCUUGAUUCAGAGUAUCUCGUCACAUUACUGGUCGUAGUUCCCAAGUUAAACCACAAUGACUGGAUUAAGCAGUAUGAAACACUAGCUGAAAUGGUAGUUCCAAGGUCUAGCAAUGUUCUCUCGGAGGACCAAGACAGUUACCUUUGUAAUGUCACACUGUUCAGGAAGGCGGUUGAUGACUUCAGGCACAAAGCCAGGGAAAACAAAUUCAUUGUUCGUGACUUUCAGUAUAAUGAAGAGGAAAUGAAAGCAGACAAAGAAGAAAUGAACAGGCUUUCUACUGACAAGAAAAAGCAAUUUGGUCCACUUGUGCGGUGGCUGAAAGUGAAUUUCAGUGAAGCAUUUAUUGCAUGGAUUCAUGUGAAAGCAUUGAGGGUUUUUGUUGAAUCUGUUUUAAGGUAUGGCCUGCCAGUGAACUUUCAAGCAAUGCUACUUCAGCCCAAUAAAAAAACAAUGAAGAAACUAAGAGAAGUAUUAUACGAAUUGUAUAAACAUCUAGAUAGUAGUGCGGCAGCUAUUAUUGAUGCGCCUAUGGAUAUUCCAGGCUUAAACCUGAGUCAGCAGGAAUACUACCCCUAUGUAUACUACAAGAUUGAUUGCAACUUGCUGGAAUUCAAGUAAAAACGAGCUCCUCCCAGACAACCCUGUCCUUGUGUUGGUGUAAUAGCGAACAGAAGUAGGCUGAACUAUGACAGUACUUUUAACUCUAUUAUCCUUUGCUUGCUUGUGACCCCUUUUCCUAGGUGAAUUCUCCCAUCGUAGUCCAUUUCUGAACAGUUUCUUUUGAAAGGGAAAUGUAUGUCUUGUUUCUUUUUAUUGAUCAGGUCUGUAAAUGUGUACUAAAACAAAUCAGAGUCUAUUUAUAAACAGAAUAGUUUAUUUAAAGAGGUCUUUCCUCAUCUAUGUUGUGAUAGACAUAAUUCCAUUUGUUAUUAUUGUGCACAAAAGCCUUGUUUACAAGGGAAUGGUGUAAACGUUUAUACCAUUUUGUUCACUGUAUUUAGUAGACAUAACUGUUUAAUAGUUACUUGAUCAUGAUGUAAAGAAAUGUGACAAUAUUCAGUUAUGUGCUUUCUGAAUGUUUUAAAUUAUAAUCGAUGAGCUUUGUUGACACCCACAGGAGAGAAUAAAAUUACCUGUGUAAAGGUGUAUUGUGGUGUGUGUAACUUCAGAAGAUUACAAUUCAGUUUGAGAGUUUAACAAGUGGUAUCAUAGUUAACCUGCUAUGCCACUUUUAGUGUUUUGUUAUAUAUGAGGUGUCUGACUUGUGUUAUGAUUUAAAUGUGUCAAAUUUGGAUCAGAGCACAAAUUUGAAGAUUAUUUUUCCACGCAUGAUGGGUAUUUCCAUUUGGACACUAGAGUCGUAGUUCUUCAAUAUAGCGUUGGCCACAAAGUUCGUUUGUUUUUCUUCUGCAAGAUGGCUGUAGUGGCGCUUAGCUGUCUUUGACCUCAUUCGAAACACUUUUGUUAGAUUGUAUUGUGACAGCUGUCAUAUCAGCAUGCAUUUUUUAAAAACUUGUCAAAAUUGGUGAAUUUUUGUGCAGCUAUUUUAAUAUUGAAGAUGGAAGAAAAUAUGCAACAUUUUCAGCAUAUUAUGCUUCAUUAUUUCGAGAAAGGUAAAAAUGCAACUGACACAAAUGAUUUGUGCAGUAUGUGAAGGUGCUGUGACUGAUUGAACGUGUCAAAAGUGGUUUGCAAAGUUUUAUGCUGGAGAUUUCUUGCUGGAUGAUGCUCCAUGGUCAGGUAGACCAGGUGAAGUUGACAGUGAUCAAAUCAAGUCAUUGAUUGAGAACAAUCAGUGUUACACCACAUGGGAGAUAGCUAAUAUACUCAAAAUAUCCAAAUCAAUAAAGUUUUCAUGAAAAUGAAAAAUGUCUUUUAUUUUACAGAAAAAACUAAACGGACUUUUUGGCCAACCUAGUAAUUAGGAGGUAGGGCUGAUUUUGAAUAAAGUGUAGCAGAAUUAUGUAGCUUUAGUCACUUGUUUAAGUAUUUUACACAAUUUAAGAAGUAUACUUAUAAAAGCCUUUAUUUUGACGUUUAUGACGUAGUCUGAAAGUAGAAGCAUUGCCAGCUUUAAAAGUCUGAAUCAGUGAUGUAGUUUACAGCAUCCUGAGUGGGUUUCUGAGUGAGGGCGUGGGGCAGUGCUGCCCUGUCUGGGCCCCCACCGCCUUGAGAGUGGAACAGAGAAGUUUACAUUUUGUUCUAAGGGCUUUUAUAAGCUGUUCUUUAUUCUUUAGAAAAUUAGUCUCCAGAAGCCUUUUUAUUUCAAAAGUAAGUGUUAACGUCAAACAAUAUACACUUCUAAUGGUAAAACAUGAGAGAGGAUGCCUGCUCCCUGCUCCCACCUCCCACGCCCGAGGGCCCCCAGGGCCCCCAGCGCCCCCAGCGCCCCCCAGCCCUAUUACUUCUUCCCGAAGCAGUUUAUGUACUCCCCCAGGUCUGUCUCUGCUCCACAGCACAUACACACACACAGUUUUUUUCAAUAAAAGUAAGAACAUACUGUACACACUCUGUCACCUUUUUGCUUACCAGUGUGCCCAAGACUUCCUUACCUGCCUGUAUAUUUGGAGCUACCUCAUUCUUUUAACUGACAACAUGGUUUUCCAUCGUGGGUUUGUGCCAUAGCGUACCUGAGUGGAUGGAUAUUCAGUUGGUUUUUAUUUUUGCUCUUACAAACACUGCUUUAGUGAAAAUCCUUAUAUAGACUAAAUCCUUAAGGAAACUAAAAUCGUUAGUUUCCUUACUAGGAGAAGUAAGAGAGAUCCUGGAAGUGACAUUGGUUGGUCACAGGCUGUAUAUGUUCAAAGUUUUGACACGUACUGCCAAGUUAUAAUCUAUUCAUUUUAAUUCAAGAUGUGUUUGGGAUGCAGAUUUUACUUUCAGUUUUCCUUUGGAUAAAAAAAAAGGAAGCUGAAAAGUUUUAGUUUUAAUAUUAGGAAAUUCUGGUUCUCUGUCUUUUGCAAGUGUUCUUUGAGUCAGUGGCUGUAAAAGGGUCUAAUCUCUCUCAUGGGUGAUGUGUUUUGAUGAUUAAAAGAUUUGUGUAGGCCUAGCAAUGAUUUGAAAGUUCGAUUUAGACUUUAAUACUGCUUUUAAGAUUCCCUCCUCUUUAAUCUUGGCUAAUAUAAUUAUGAUGUGCCUUGGUGUGUGCUUUCUUGGGUCCACCUUCUUUGGGACUCUCUGAGCUUCCUGGAUUUCCUGGAAGUCUUAUUUCCUUUGCCAGAUUGGGGAAGUUCUCCUUCAUUAUUUGUUCAAAUCAGUUUUCAACUUUUUGCUGUUCCUCUUCUCCUUCUGGCACCCCUGUGAUUCAGAUGUUGGAAUGUUUAAAGUUGUCUUGGGGGUUCCUAAGCCUCCUCAUUUUUUUGAAUUUUUGUUUCUUCAUUCUGUUCUGGUUGACUGUUUAUUUCUUCCUUCUGGUCCAAACUGUUGAUUUGAGUCCUGGUUUCCUUCCCAUCACUGUUGGUUCUCUGUACAUUUCCUUCAUUUCACUUUUCAUAGCCUUCACUUUUUCUGCCAUUUUGCGGCUGUACUCAACCAAUUCUGUGAGUAUCCUGAUUACUAGUGUUUUGAACUCUGCAUCUGAUAGGUUGGCUAUCUUCAGAUAGGUUUGUUGCUUAGUUGUAUUUUUUCUGGAGCUUUGAUCUGUUCUUUAAUUUGGGCCAUAUUUUUGUCUUUGAGCGCCUGUCACAUAGUAAGGGACGGUGCCUUAAGUGUUCACCAGGGUGGGGCAACCCAUGUCACUGCCUUGUGGCACUGUGUGUGAGGGAGGGGUCCGAGAGGGAACAGCGCUGCUUGCUCAGCUCUCUGUUAGCUUUUAGUCCCUUCCGCCACUACCCCUAAGCAAAUUGGGCCCUUCUGGUGCUGAUUCCCGAGUGGGUGGGUUGUGUACCUUCUAGGACCCUGUGGGUCUCUCCAGCAAACUCUCCUGUGAGGCUGGGAGUUUAUCCUCCCGCCUCAACCCUCACAGGUUUUUGGAGUCAGAGGUUUUGAGGCUUUAAUUCCCCGCACUGGAACCUUGGGUUGUGUGGUCUGUUUCACUCCCCAGUUCCUCCCAGUUUAUCCACAUGCAAAUAUGGGAUGACCUGCUCCACCAGCUGCCGCCUCGGUCCUCCAGCUCCUACUUUGCCAUGAGUUCCCUCUACCUGGCUGCCCAUCUUCUCCACUCCUACCAGUAUGGAUGAAUGUUUCUUCUUUAACUCCUUGAUUGUCAGACUUCCAUACAGUUUGAUUUUCUGUCAGUUCUGGUUGUUUUUUGUUUUUAAAUUUGUUCUCCAUCUUUUGGUUGUGUGAGGAGGCACAGUGUGUCUACCUGUGCCUCCCCCAUUUUGACUGGAAGUCUGCCUUUCCAUUCUAAAUGAUAGCUUUUCUAGAUACAGUAAUCUUGGUUGUAGGUCCUUGCCUUUCAUGACUUUGAAUACUUCCUUCCAGCCCUUCUCGCCUGUAAGGUUUCUUUUGAGAAAUCAGCUGAUAGUCUUAUGGGAACUCCUUUAUAGGUAACUAUCUUCUUUUCUCUUGCUGCUUUUAAGAUUCUCUCUUUUACCUUUAACCUUUGGCAUUUUAAUUAUGAUGUGUCUUGAUGUUGCCCUCUUUGGAUCCAACUUCUUUGGGUCUGUGCUUCCUGGUCUUGUAUGUCUGUUUCCUUCUCCAAAUUAGGGAGUUUUCUUUUUCUUGCUCUUGCUCUUCCUCUUCUCAUUCUGGCAUCCCUAUGAUUUGGAUUUUGGUACAUUUGGAGAUGUCCCAGAGUGUCCUUAUACUAUCCACAUUUUUAAAAAAUUCUUUUUUCUUCUUGCUUUCCUGGUUGAAUGCUUAUUUCUUCCUUAUGUUCCAAAUCAUUGGUUUGAAUCCUGGCUUCCUCCCCUCCACUGUUGGUUCCCUGUCGAUUUUUCUUUAUUUCACUUAGUGUAACCUUCAUUUCUUCUUUUAUGUUGUUGCUGUACUCAGUGAGUUCUGUGAGCAUCCUGAUAACCAGUGUUUUGAACUCUGCAUCUGAUAGGUUGGUUGUCUCUAUUUCCUUUAGUUCUUUUUCUGGGGUUUUGUUCUGCUCUUUCAUUUGGGCCAUAUUUCUUUGUCUCCUCAAUUUGGCAGCCUCCCUGUAUUUGUUUCUGUGUAAUAGGUAGAACUGCUUUGACUCUCUUAGUAGCGUGGCCUGUUGUAAAAAGGCAACUGUAAAUUUUUUGGAGUGAAGCCUUAGGCUGUUGCCAGGGCAAAGCAACCCACUUUACCACGUUGUGGCUGUACGUGUGGGGAGGGCUCAGAGAGGUGACAGUGCUGCUGCCUGGCUUCUGGAGGUUUGCUCAGCACUUGCCCUGUUUUCAGUCACUUCACCCCACACCCUGUUGUGACUGGCACCCUUCCAGCUGUUGCCUUAGGGGUGAAUUCCCAACUGGGUGGGUGUAUGUUUUAAGUCCCUGCGGGCUCUUUAAGCCGAGUCUCCUGAAAAUCCAGCAAUAUCUUCUGCUACCCCAACCCCAGUGGUAUUUACAGCCAGAUGUUACGGGGAUUCAUCUUCCAGGCACUGGAACCCUGGCUCUGCAGUGUGGCCUGGGGCAGGGAUUGCUUGCUCCCUAGGUGUCCCUCCCAGUUUCAUCCACCAGAGUUGAAUGUGGGAUUGUCUGUUUGCUGCUUCCACCUCUCUGUACCGAGUUGUAUCUUCUUGCCUCUCCGCCACUCCCGUCCGUUUGGAUGAAUGUGUCUUCUUUAAAUUCUUAGUCGUCGGACUUCCAUACAGCUCGAUUUUCUGACAGUUCUGGUGUUAACUUGUUUUGAGAUCUAGUUGUAAUUCUUUUCUAUGAUUGUGUGAGGAGGUGAAGUGUGUCUACCUAUACCUCCACCUUGACCAAAAGUCUCAGCUGCCUUUAAAAAAACACAUGCACAAGGUUAAAAAGCAUACACCCAAAUAUUAUAGAAAAGCUACCCUUUCAAGGUCAUAAUUGAAAUUUGCAAAAACUGUGUAAAAUGAUCAGGGUCACAUUUUUAUCUUUUAAUUCAAAACCCACUUUGGAUGUGAUUUAUCACUGCUUGUAAAAUUUAAAAGAACAAUCAAGACGUUUAAGGAAUGUUCUGUAUGAGGAAACAAAAAGAAGCUAUGAAGAUAAAAAUGAAAAAGGAGUUAAAUGCAGCAAAGGUUGUUGGUUUUAGACAAAAAAUAAAUAAACUGUGCAACAGCA